AUGGAAAUUGCAUUUGACGAACAGUCAUGGCCUUUUGACCACCAUGAUUUCACGAAUGGAGUUGGAUUGGAUUUCAACAGCACCGAAGAUGCGGAAGGCUUGGAACGUCAAAGAUCUGGAGCCCUAGUUGACUUUGGUAUUUUUUGGCAGACCCAACUGCAACGAGUAUGUGGUGGAUUCCUGGCAUGCUUGGAACACUACCGGACCCUGGUCCCUCAGAAGUUUCAUGAUGCUUCCCUGCCCGAGAUCAACAAGGCGUUUGAAAUGAGGCAUGGAGAUGCCGAUAUCCUGCAGCUCCUGGAGUCAACGGUGCCCCCAGCGGAUGUGACCCGCGUGGCAAUUUUUGCCCAGCCAUUGGUGCGCUACAACAAGGAGGCUGCGCUGGAUUACAAGCACAUCAAUGAUCGGUACCACAAGGGCAAACUGGCAAUUGAUGAAUUCAUGGCUGAAAAGCACCAAUUCAUGAGGGUGCAAUCUUUGACGCUGGCGCAUGCGGCCAUAGUGCAGAUUCAGGGCAAGAUGGGCCCCAACGCGCUCACGAUCCUGGUGGGGGAUUUCACUCUGUGGCCUUCCAGACCACUGGCAGUGGAUGAGUCGGUCACUCUGGCCCAAAGCGUUGGGACUGGAAACCCCAACACUCUCAGCCUGGCUGGCAUCUGUGGAGGGCACAGCAACGUGUCCUUCAUGAGGUCGAAAGCCUUGCUGGGAACAAUCAGCAAUGUCGAAAGAAGUCGAGUGGCGGAUCUACAGAACCCGGACCCAGAUCGCCAGCUCGCUCCCCAUUGGAGAGUUCAACAGAGGGGCAUCAAUGCCACCAAAGAGGUGCUGCUUCAGCUGGUUGAAGGGAUGAAUGAGGGCGACAACCACAAACUCUUGGUGGUGGAUCUUCAUCCAUCGCGGUUCACUGAAUGGUCGCAGGCAUCAUGGGAGCUGCAGCGAGACUACUUGCUUGGGGAGGAUGGUGCUUCAAAGUGGGAUGUCCACUUCAUGUCCAUCUACCAUGACUCCGAUGCCCAAAUGUUGGACACCGCCAGCACUUUGAUUGCAGGAAGGGCCUUGAACCAAUGGUGGGACAAGGCUGAUGGGUCAGGUCCAGCUUCGCGAGCGACUGAACCGUUUUUGGUGGAGCUACCAACCCUGGAAUGCUUGGCUGUCAAUGCCACUGAGCUGAAGAUUCCAGAUAUGGUGCGCCAAAAGUUUGCAGGAUCUCACCAGGACCCCUUGGCCAAGCUGGACGAAGCUAUCAGCCAAGAGACAUCAGUCCAGAACGCCAUCAAGAUGACGCAGGCUCCGCCAGCUUCCUCAGGUGCUGGGAGUGGCCAAACCAGGACCAUGGCAAGCCCACAGUGGGACAAUGAAGCUCCAAUCAAUUGGCGCAAAUCGUUGCCCUUGACCCCUGUUUCAACGGCUGACUUUGAUGCCAACAACACGCCAGAGGGUGCCGCAGUCAUUGCCCGGGAGCCGAACCUUAAGUUGGUAUUGACGUCCCUGGGAUCCCUCUGGAUUGUCAACCGCAACACGCACUCCAUCAAUUUGGGCCCUGGAGAACUCUUUGGGUUCAACACUGGUAGCUACCUAGAGACGAUCAUGACGCUGGCAGAUGCUGUCUGCGAAGUGACACGCAAGCGUGGCAUCACAGAGAUCCGCAUGACUGAUCACGCCAUGCGCCCAAAGAUGAAGGUCGCCGCAGAUGGAUCCCAAAUGCCUAUGACGUUCAGAUACGCUGUGGCUGCUGAUCACAAAGUCAACGCAUUUAAGGCGAAAGAGAUCCCCCCAACUGACAGCAAACUCGAUCUGCGCCCAGCAGUCUUCGGGGCUUUGUGGAGCAACAAGUUCAAUCAGUUGCCACGGACUGAUUAUUGCAGUGUGGUGUGGGAGGCCCAGGGUUUGAACAAAUGUUGA
Cladocopium goreaui is the source of this 1902-nucleotide messenger RNA. NCBI's taxonomy places the organism in Eukaryota, Dinophyceae, Suessiales, Symbiodiniaceae. The record is from the annotation of a GenBank genome assembly.